Adineta steineri is the source of this 849-nucleotide messenger RNA. The record is from the annotation of a GenBank genome assembly. Lineage: Eukaryota; Metazoa; Rotifera; Eurotatoria; Adinetida; Adinetidae.
AUGCAAAUUCGUGGUGUUAUGGUUGUGUCAAUUGCCCUAUUUUUGGGUAUUGCUGCAUUGAUUCUUCAUUUGUUAGCUAUGUGUUCACCUCGCUGGAAAAUAACUAAACGAGAUCGUGAACCAACAAUGGCACCAGUUAGUUAUGGUCUUUGGGAACGUUGUGAAUAUACAAAUUUAACAAUAAUGAAACAAGGCGUUGCACUUGGUGUUCGACCAAACGUUCGAAUCUGUCGACCAAAUCGUUAUAUGAGAUAUUCACCAGAAGAUUUUGAAAAAUGUUAUUAUAUUCGUCGUAAUUGUCCAGUUGUUGAAAAAUCAGAAUUACCUACAGAAUGUUCAUGUCGAUAUUUACCAUCAGCAAGAGCUUUACAAUGGUUAACCAUCUUAUCUGCAGUUUUUCUUGUUUUUGGUUUACUUUUACUCUAUUUAAAAACAAUUACAUCACCACAAAAUGAAAGUGCAAACAUGGUACUUAGUUUUGGUCCAUUCGUUUGUUUCAUUUUAGUAUUACUUUUAAUGAUUACAACAUUAAUUGUUGUUGGUGCUUAUCUUCGACGAGAUACGUAUGAAGAUUAUACAUUUCCAUUAACAACUGUAUCAAAUAAUACACAACAUUUACAAGGUUUCGAUUUACAUAGUCUUCGAAAUUAUGCUAAAUUUCACCAAUCAACAUUUUCUAAUGAUCAAUUUGCUGCUGCUAAAAAUGAAUUAUUUCUAGAUGCUAAUACACAUUAUCAUACAAAUAUUGGAUGGGCUACUGGUUUUGAAAUAAUUGCAACGGUAUUAAUAUUUCUUGUUACUGCUGUUACAUUUUUACUUGGAACAAUAUCAAGAUCAGAAAAUAAUUAG